This is a messenger RNA of Symbiodinium necroappetens, 3333 nucleotides long. Lineage: Eukaryota; Dinophyceae; Suessiales; Symbiodiniaceae. The record is from the annotation of a GenBank genome assembly.
AUGGAUGAUGAGACUCAGCUUUUGGGUGAUGAGGAAGAUGGUGACGACGAGAGCCCCCUUGCUUCUGCAGGGCCUGCGCUUCAUGUACCUAAGACUCCCUCUAUCCUCGCCCGUAGUCCCCGCGGCCCCGAGGGGCUAGCAGGAAGACUCUUGAAGGAUGAUGAGACAGCCAGACGCGAGGCCCUCCAGGACGCUGCGAGUGCUGCCGAGGCAUUGAAAGCUGCGAAGGGAGAGUUAGAUGUGAUUCCUCUGGAAGCCCCUAACCCCUAUGCUGCUGCGGCCUCCCCGCCACCAAGUACUACUCCCCGGGAUGAACUCACACUGCCUAAGCUGAAACCUAAAGCCUCUGAGAAGACUCAUAGUUGGGUUUCUGAACUAAGGGACAUGGUUACGGGAGGGCAGAGAGAGAUCAUGAGUGAACUCCAUAAUCACAAGACCCAGCUUACACAGGUUGGUCAUCAGGUCCAACACUUGGACAGAAAGCAGGAGGACCUCUCCAAAGCACAGGCUGACAUGUUUGAGCGCCUGAACAACAUGGAGGCUGAGGUCAAAGAACUCCGAUCUCGUUCCAGAUCGGUCAGCCCUGCCCCCCCACACCUCCCCCAUCCCGACCUGAGCCCCAGGUCCACCACGGCCAGCACCAUUAACAAACAGGUUGUCGACGACUUUCAGGUUGUGAUCGGAGGGUGGGAGGAAGCUAAAAGGGCCGAGGUUGAAAACGAGAUUAGGACCAAGUUUGCACGGGUGGAGUUGUUGUACACAGACCAAAAUUUUGCUGAGAGACGUCGAGUUCAAAGCUUGGUCAUCAACGCGCUCAAAACACUCUUCAACACCUACUAUAGCUCCAUUCCCGGGCAGCAAGCUCGGAAGCUCUGGAUUACCAGAAACCGCAGCCGCGAAGAGCGUGAGAAAAUCCGUGCCUUGGUCAGCAUCAAGGAGUGGGCAUUGAAACACACCUCAGAAAUCUUUAUUGAUCUCGAUUGGAGAGGUUGGUGGGUGCAUGCCCCGCAGCUUGGACGUCUUCUCUCUUUGGACCCUGAGCAGGAUCCGGUUGACAUUCUUUUCCUCCAAGAAGUUGGAGGGUUUUCCACGGUCCCUGAAGGGGAGUGGAAGACUGAUAACCUGUGUUUUUGUGGAGAGACCUACAGUGGUGACACGCCAUACUUUUGGUGUGGGCUUCCUCCUUCAGUGCAGGAUGUCUGGCUGAGCUGCCUCUCCCAGCUUGAUGAAACUUUGGCGCUAGCCCGAUACCAUGACGUGAUCCUUUUAGGACUGGAAUUCAAUGCAUGUUGCGGUAUUACGUGGGAAGCGAGGGGCGAGAGUAGCACUAUCGAUUGGACCUUCGUAAAGCUUUGCCAUCAGACCAUGUACCACUUUUCGGCGUGUUCACCGGGAGACUUGGCCUCAAACUUAGGUACAGGAGCUGAUCCGACAAAGGUCCAACAGGAAGCACUGCUACGCAAACAUUCGCCCGCAGAAGCCAGUCCUAUAACAGACGAGGAGAUUGCGGACUCCCAGGGGAAGCUCAGGACCUUCUUCGACAAGAUCUUGACAGGGUCCAUUGACGUUCCGAGGGAUUGGGUCACGGGGAAAAUCUGCCUGAUCCCCAAGGCCGGACAACAUGCGUGCCGCCCGGGCACACAGGCGAUCGAAGCUGUGUCAGCAGCCCAAGCUACGCUUCGUAUCUAUCAGACACGGAGCCUUCACGUGAGGCUCAAUCUCGACAAGUGUUCAGUGCUUGAUCAGGAAGAUGGGACGACUCCGGCAGUUUGGGGCAGGAAGUGGGGGUACGGCUCCUCAGAGAUCGCCCGCCUUCCUGACAAUUAUCUGUACGAUCGUCAACUUGUUCUUGUCGGUAAGUCCCUUGCUGUCCUUAGGUUCUUGAGUCUGGAGGGCUUUUUCAGGAUCUUGAGGAGGUCUUUGAACGACAGAAAGGGGGGGGCAGGGCGGACAUUUUAUUGCCCAGCGCUGAUUGUGCCACGUGCCAGGCCGCCCCCCCCGGCGCCUAUGGCACCGGACUCAAGCAUGGCUCAAUCACCCUCCUUCGAGGGGCAGACACCGUGGUACAUGAAUGAGUGGGCCAUGCAGAUCAUGACACAGCUGCUCACGAUUGCACUGACUCUUCUUGUCAUUGCAGUUGUUAGAGCUUGGAAUAGGUGGACUCAGAAGCCUGUACCAGCACCGGUUUCAGAGCCCCCCGCGACGACAUCAACUUCGACAGCUACGGCACCUCAUGCUGGUGGAGCUGAACAAGGCUCUACUAAGGAGAAGCCCGACAAGAAGUCUAUUGAUCCUGCAUCACCUGCAAAGAAUAAGACUGUUGAUGCAGCUCCCCCGCCAAAAUCUGUGGAUGCAAAGGAUGGGCCUGCUGUGGAUGCUUCCCAACAACCUGCGCAGGCGAGCACAGACGACUCUGGGGCCAAGAAGUCUCUAGGAACGGGAGAGACCAUUCAGGUGACCCCCAAGGUCCUCCACUCGGAGAUCAAGACAGUACGUGAGUGCCUACAGCAGUUUUCUGAGCGUGUCCUGAGCCUCCUCGAUGGCGCAGAGGGUUUGGGCGGGAAGACAGAUCAGACGAUCAAAGAGUCUGAAAGCAUUAAAAGGGAGAUCCUGACUGUCUUGAAGUACCUCGCUGCAAGUGACAAGGACGUCAAGGAUGUUAACACCCGCCUGACAGGCAUCGAGGCGGUGCUGGGCCAGCUGAAUGGUAGGGUGCAGACCAUCGGCACGAACUUCGACAGCAUGGCCAAGACGCAGGACUCCCUUUUGAAGGAGAUACAGAAGCACUUGACUGCCAUUGGUGGGGCGGCCAAGAGCUACAGCGCGGACACACAGCUGCUUAUAGGAGUGAAACACGAUAAUUUGGAGCACGGAAUCAAAGAGGUCCUGAAGCAGAUGAAGAACACCGACUUCGAGAGCCACUCCUCGGUGACCCGCCAGCUCACCGAGUUGUCAAAACAAACAGAAGGCUUGGGACAAGAGCUUUUGGCAGCGCUUCACCUGGUCCAAUCGGAGCAGGCCAGCCACAAGGACAACAUCUGGCAAGUGGCCCAGGUGUUGGCCGACGCAGUAGACCAAGUCCGCACAAUUAGGGACUACUGUGAACGCCCGCUUCCGGUGGCGAUGCAAGGCGGAGGGGCUAUGCCAGGAUCCUCGGCUCCGCCUCCUCCUAUGGCUCCCCCGAGUUACGAGCCGGCUAUCCCGGGUGGACGCCAACACAUCCACCUCCAAAGCGCACUGCCGAUCUCUCGUGCACAGGGCUCAUCGCCUCAGGUGACGGUGGACAUGGGAGACGGAAGAAGCAUCAACAUCCCGGUCCACAUGCAGCGCUGA